AUGAAGAUGGGCAUUGCACGAAAGUCGGGACUGUUGGAUGAGAAGGAACUUGAGAUUACUGAGAAGUAUACCGUUGAAGAGCUGUUGAAGCAGCUAAAGGAUGGUACUUUGUCGUCACUGGAGGUUACCAUAGCGUUCUCGAAGAGAGCAGCUAUGGCACAGCAGCUGCUGUCUUGCCUUACAGAGACAUACUUCCCUGAAGCACAGGAGCGAGCACGCUUCCUCGACAGUGAAAGAGCAAGCGGCCGUAUCGUAGGCCCUCUCCACGGUUUACCCAUCAGUAUCAAGGACGCUUUCCAGGUCGCUGGCUCAGCGGCCACUAUUGGGUUCGUUUCGUUCCUGGACCAUGCGGCGUCGAAGGAGAACUCCCCGCUUGUGGAUAUCUUGCUCGAGCUAGGCGCAGUCAACAACAUUUUCGGGCGUACUUUGAACCCUCACAACACUGCCCUCACUGCGGGAGGGUCGAGCGGAGGCGAAGGUGCCCUUGUUGGAUUUCGAGGAUCUCCACUCGGUGUUGGAACAGACAUUGCAGGAUCAAUCCGCAUACCCGCUCUUUGCUGUGGCACCUACGGCUUCAAGCCCUCUACAGCGCGCAUUCCAGAUGGCGGACAAAUAUCGCCCGUAUCCGCUGGCAACAACUUCUUCAACCCGUCCGCUGGUCCCCUCGCAAACGACAUACAAGCUCUAGGCAUUCUGUGUCGGUCACUCCUAUCAGUGAGACCAGCCUUGUACGACGCCUCUGCUCUCGACGUUCCUUGGAGAAGCCUAGAAGUACCACCGAGCGCGCCGAAGCUAAGACUGGGUCUUCUGGCCGAGGACUCAGCCUUCCCCUUGCAUCCGCCGGUUAAAAGAGCGCUAGCACAAGCUGUCAGCGCGCUCGAAGCAAAGGGCCACGAGGUGGUUCCUAUCGCGCCGGCGCGCGCUCAGGUCGCCAAUGCGCUAGCCCUCGCGUUCGCCUUCUUUAUGCUCGACGACACUCCCCCGACGCAUGUAGCCGCUAGCGGUGAGCCUGUUGUUCCUUCAGUUAUCCAGUCCAUGGAGGUUUUCCAUUCCUUCAAGUGUGACUUCCUGGACGACUGCAAGGGCCUGGAGGGCAUCAAGAAAUUAGCUGCGCUCAAUGUCAAGCGGGAUGUUAUCCAAGAUGAGUGGAGGAAGAUUUGGAAGGAGCAGAAAUUGGACGGAGUAAUCGGUCCGGCUGCACAGCACACUGCGGUCGCGCACGAUACAUACGGGUUACCGCCGUAUACGCUACUGUUGAACGUAUUGGAUUAUCCCGCAUGCGUACUUCCCUUUGGUAAAGCCUCAAGCGCUCUGGAUGCUGAGCCCUUUGUCAUGGGCCCUGGCCAAGUAGGCCCGAGUUAUAAUCCCAAGCUCGUGGAUGGUGCACCAACUGCCAUCCAGGUCUUCACGAACAAGAUGCGCGAUGAAGAAUGCCUGCAGGUGUCUGCUAUCAUCGAUGAGUGCUUGAAAGCUGUGUAA
Molecule: messenger RNA, 1479 nt
Organism: Alternaria ethzedia
Lineage: Eukaryota; Fungi; Ascomycota; Dothideomycetes; Pleosporales; Pleosporaceae
Exons: 6
Coding region: 1-1479 (492 amino acids)
Source: RefSeq, a predicted model, not a curated record